CACUAUUUGAUUUACUAAACAAACUGAUAAGAGGCCUUCUACGUGCUUUCGCAAUUAUACAAGGACAUAUUAUAGUCAACACAAGUUUGAAAUACACGGAUAUAUAAAAUGUGAAAUGAAGCUCGAUGACUUUUGACGGAAGAUGCAUGCAUUUUUCAUCUUUCUGUUGAUUGGCUGUCUAUAUGAUGUAACGGCACCAGCACCAGCGCCCUCUGGAGUUCAUAUUCUGGACGGACUGUGUCUCCCUAAGCGCACAGACCGUUUGCUCUACCGGAACAGGAACGACACCCAUAUUUACAUCGCGUUUGACAUUCUGAAAAAGGGCGUUGUCGACGUUUACUCAUGGAAGGUUUUGAAAUCGACUAAAGGGACGUUUAUUUCCCCGGAAGUAAUUGAGGAGACGGAGCUGGCGAUCGACUUUCGGAAGCGCGUCAACAGGGACCACAUAGUUGGCGCCUGUGGGAAACGUCACCAGAAGACGUUCAAGCACCGGAUGGUGCGGAAGAUGGAGCACUGUAAGGAGAUCCAUAAGCGGAAAGGGAAGUACUGCAAGGUGAAGUCUGUUUCCGGUGUAUACGUAAGGAUGAAAAUACGUAACGUUAAGUUCGACGUGAAAGAAGAGGACUGUAGUAACAAUUUCUCCUAAGGCAAUGUCGGUGUGUGCGCCGUAACCUGGACAUGUCGUUUUCAACAAGAGUGCAUUGUUUUUUGUUCUAUAUAUUUGUUAGAUGUAAUUCGUGUAGUUACGCAAUAAAUUGUACAGGUCACUAA
Molecule: messenger RNA, 771 nt
Organism: Mya arenaria
Lineage: Eukaryota; Metazoa; Mollusca; Bivalvia; Myida; Myidae
Exons: 4
Coding region: 143-646 (167 amino acids)
Source: RefSeq, a predicted model, not a curated record